Messenger RNA from Sus scrofa (pig), 813 nucleotides. RefSeq names its product coiled-coil domain containing 167 (gene CCDC167). Lineage: Eukaryota; Metazoa; Chordata; Mammalia; Artiodactyla; Suidae. The record is from RefSeq and is a predicted model, not a curated record.
GGAGAUCCCAGCAAGUAACAUGACCAAAAAGAAGCGGGAGAAUCUGGGCGUAGCUCUAGAGGAUCCCAGCCAUCUUGAAAAUGGAAAAGCUCUGUCACCCAUCUCUUCCUGCUGGGUGUGCUGUCUUUCAGAUCGAUGGGCUGGAGGAGAAGCUGUCACAGUGUCGGAGAGAGCUGGAGGCCGUGAACUCCAGGCUCUAUGGGGCAGAGCUGAGCCCAGAAGCCAGGAGGUCCCUGGAGAAGGAGAAAAGCAGCCUGAUGAGCAAAGCCUCCAACUAUGAAAAGUUUGGGCCUGGAUCUGUAGCCAAAAGGCUGUGAGGAUCUGGGCUAAUUGGAGAGGGAGGCCAGUCAUUCUCAUGGACUCUACGGCUGCAAUACCUCUGCGCUCAGCAGGGUGUGCAGUCCUGUGGGUCAGGCAGAGACAGAUGGGCGGAGCAGCGGACGCUCGAAACCUCCACCCCACCACCGUGUUCCCUCACAGAGAAGGAGCUGAAGUUGCUUCGCCAGGAGAACCGGAAGAACAUGCUGCUCUCCGUGGUCAUCUUCAUCCUCCUGACCUUCCUCUACGCCUACUGGACCACGUGAGCCUGAGAUUUCCGCAGGCAGCGCGGGCUUCCCCUCAGCUCCAUGGUCCUGGCCGAGCAGGCCCUUCAAGCUUCAAGAGGACCAAGGUCCUAGGGCCGUUUCUCCCUGACCCAGACACUAGAGCAGGGCGUCCUCUUGUCUCCGGUCCUGCUGUGGGGCUGGGGUCUCCAGAAGGACCCUGUACUGCCUUAGCCCAAGGGAAAGGCAAUAAAGAACAUUCCAUCUGCUC